UCUCAUUUCAUCCAUCCCUCCAUCCAUCCCUCCGCACACUUCUCCCGGGUGGAUUUUUCAGGGCCGUGCACACAGCCCCUAUCCCCCCUUUCGGAUACCUCUUCCCAAACCGCUGUCCUCUGGCUAGGAGCAAGGGCAGGAGAGGAGAAAGGGAGUAGAAAGAGGAGAGAGACGAGAGGAUUUACUGCUGAGGAGAGAGGGAGAGGAGAGGGAUCAUGGCUGGUCUCUUGGCGGUGUUGAAGUGCUGGGUCUUGCUGCAGACUCUGUGCCUGGCUUUGGCCCAAGUGAGAGGUCCUGCUGGGCCUCAGGGCCAGGCUGGUUCAGCCGGCCCCUCCGGUACCCCUGGGUCCGACGGCAUUGAUGGAGACACAGGACCUCCUGGACCUCCUGGUCUUCUAGGCCCAAAGGGGGAACCAGGCGAGGCAGGUGCAGAUGGACCUGCUGGGGAGAACGGCAUUGAUGGUUUGAUUGGCGCAAAGGGAGAUAGAGGGCCUAUCGGUAGCCCUGGACCUAAGGGCCAGCCUGGACCUGGUGGUGAGCCUGGGCCCCCUGGACCUGGCCUUCCUGGAUUGGCUGGUGCACCAGGACCAAUUGGUCUCCCUGGUGAGAUUGGGGUGACUGGACCCAAGGGUGCCAUUGGUCCCCCUGGCCCCGGAAUCUCAGGAGCUGCAGGAAAACCAGGUCCUCCAGGGAAGUUUCUGGGAGGUGAGGAGGGCAGUGCAGAGUUCCAGUGUCCUAUCAACUGCCCAGCAGGUCCCAAAGGCCCUCAAGGUCUCCAGGGGGUCAAGGGACACAAAGGCCGAGCUGGUGUGCUUGGAGAGCCUGGAAGCAUCGGAACACUGGGCACGAAGGGUGAUGUUGGCAUCUCAGGGGAGCAGGGCAUCCCAGGACCUCCGGGUCCGAUGGGUGUGAGGGGCUACCCCGGAAUGAUGGGACCCAAGGGUGAGGCGGGCCCUCGGGGCUAUAAGGGCAUUACUGGACCUGUUGGCAUUCCAGGGCCCCCAGGUGAGGAGGGACCGCAGGGGCCCCCCUGGAGAGGCUGGAGUGAAAGGCCUCGUGGUGACCAGGGUAUUAAGGGCCCACAGGGAGCUGUUGGCAAAAAGGGAGAGAACGGCCUGCCAGGCAUCGAUGGGAAGGAUGGCACACCUGGCAUCCCUGGCAUCAAGGGAGGCCCGGGGCAGGCUGGGAGACCUGGUCCUCCGGGUCAUCAGGGCACUGCAGGGUUACCUGGUAGUCCUGGAACCAAGGGUGGUGCUGGAAUCAAGGGAGAGACGGGGCCCAGAGGUCACGUGGGAGCGGCCGGAGCCUCUGGACCACAGGGUGAGCCUGGUCUUCCUGGCGAGGCUGGUAUGGAGGGUGUUCCAGGGCCUAAGGGUGACCGAGGCCAGAGGGGCCUCGUGGGCCCCCAGGGUGUGGUCGGCAAAGUCGGAGGUCAUGGAGAGAGAGGGCCGAUGGGCAUCCCAGGGGCUCAAGGCAUCACAGGCACCAAGGGAGACAAGGGAUUCCAAGGAAAAGUUGGGGCGAAGGGAGACUUUGGUGACCCAGGUGUUGAGGGCUUGGCUGGAGAGAAAGGUGAAAAGGGUUUGUCUGGUGAACCUGGACCCAAAGGACAGCAAGGAGUGAGGGGGGACCCUGGACACAACGGCCCCACAGGGGACCCGGGUAAACCAGGGGACCAGGGUCCCGCAGGCCUGCCUGGACCCAGGGGCCUCAACGGGGAGAGGGGAGUACCAGGCAUGCCAGGCAUCCUCGGCACGGCGGGACGAGACGCAUCCGACCAACAUAUCAUUGAGGUGGUGCUGAAGAUGCUUCAAGAGAGGCUGGCGGCGGUGGCAGUGAGUGCUAAGAGGGCAGUGCUGGGAGGAGCCGGUGUCAUGGGCCCCCCAGGCCCCCCUGGACCCCCCGGAGCCCCUGGCCCCCAGGGCCCUCACGGUCUCACAGGUGCCCGGGGCAUCCCAGGCAUUAUCGGAUCCUCGGGCCAGAUUGGCAACACCGGACUGAAAGGAAAGAGAGGAGGGAAGGGAGAUCGAGGAGAGCCUGGUCGCCCUCACGCGGGCCAGCCUGGACCACCAGGAAUCCCAGGCUCUCCCGGUAUCGAUGGCGUGGCGAGGGACGGUAGACCAGGCGAACGAGGACCCCAGGGCUCGGCAGGAGAGGCUGGUCACCCCGGUAAGGCGGGUCCUCCCGGCCUCCCAGGGUUCUGUGAGGCUGCGGCGUGUCUGGCAGCCUCAGCCUACACCUCCCCGAGACUACAGGACUCCGCCAGGGUCAAAGGGCCCGGCGUCUAAAGACACAUCUCUCCACCUGCUACCCACAACACCUGGGAGAGAGAGAGAGAGAGAGAGAGAGAGAGGAG
Osmerus eperlanus (European smelt) is the source of this 2356-nucleotide messenger RNA. It is a transcript of the gene col9a2, whose product is annotated as procollagen, type IX, alpha 2. The record is from RefSeq and is a predicted model, not a curated record. Gene Ontology annotation, biological process: extracellular matrix organization. Lineage: Eukaryota; Metazoa; Chordata; Actinopteri; Osmeriformes; Osmeridae. Gene Ontology annotation, molecular function: extracellular matrix structural constituent conferring tensile strength.